GAAAUAUAAAUGCAAGAAAGACUCGGGAGAGCUUCAUAAAAACCUUCCACCCGUCAGUCAGUCUCGGAGGAUAAGAAAGAGACUGUUAACAGCAGCUGGAAAUGGCCUUUGGAGUUUCAGUAUCAUUGUAUCUCUUAUUCAAAGCAAUGACAGCCUUGACUGCAGGGGCAGCUGUGCCGGGAACACCCCCAGUCACAACCCAGCAAAGUAACUGGACAGUUAACAAAACAGAAGUUGACUACACAGAAGGACCCAUAGCCUUGAAGUUCUCACAUCCUUGCCUGGAAGACCACAAUAGUUACUGCAUCAAUGGUGUUUGCGCAUUCCACCAUGAGCUGGAGAAAGCCAUCUGCACGUGUUUUACUGGUUAUACUGGAGAAAGGUGUGAGCACUUGACCUUAACUUCAUAUGCUGUGGAUUCUUAUGAAAAAUACAUUGCAAUUGGGAUUGGUGUUGGAUUAUUAUUAAGUGGUUUUCUUGCUAUUUUUUACUGCUACAUAAGAAAGAGGUGUCUAAAAUUGAAAUCACCCUACAACAUCUGUUCCAGAGGAAGACCACUGUGAGGCCUUUGUCAGAAAUUUUCACGAGGCAUUUAUAAAAAUCAGUGGGCCCCAAACUGAAAUCUUCAAAUGAAACAACAAAACUUCCCAAGCUGACUGGACUGGAAAAUAAUGGAAGUUGGGAUCAUGAUGAAAUGAAAGAAUAAAUGUCAACGU
Ailuropoda melanoleuca (giant panda) is the source of this 716-nucleotide messenger RNA. RefSeq names its product epithelial mitogen (gene EPGN). The transcript is spliced from 5 exons. Gene Ontology annotation, molecular function: epidermal growth factor receptor binding; growth factor activity. Gene Ontology annotation, biological process: positive regulation of cell population proliferation; positive regulation of mitotic nuclear division; epidermal growth factor receptor signaling pathway. The coding region runs from base 102 to 563 and encodes 153 amino acids. Lineage: Eukaryota; Metazoa; Chordata; Mammalia; Carnivora; Ursidae. The record is from RefSeq and is a predicted model, not a curated record.